AUGCAAACUACACUACACCUACAGCACUACACCGAAAAAACUACACCCACAACACUACACCUACAACAUUACACCAACAGCACUACACCUACAACACUACACCUACAACACUACACCAACAACACUACACCUACAACACUACACCAACAACACUACACCAACAACACUACACCUACAACACUACACCAACAACACUACACCAACAACACUACAUCUACAACACUACACCAACAACACUACACCUACAACACUACACCUACAGCACUACACCUACAGCACUACACCUACAACACUACACCUACAACACUACACCUACAACACUACACCUACAACACUACACCAACAACACUACACCAACAACACUACAUCUACAACACUACACCUACAACACUACACCUACAGCACUACACCUACAACACUACACCAACAACACUACACCUACAACACUACACCUACAACACUACACCUACAGCACUACACCUACAACACUACACCUACAACACUACACCAACAACACUACACCUACAACACUACACCAACAACACUACACCUACAACACUACACCAACAACACUACACCAACAACACUACACCUACAACACUAACACAACAACACUACACACACAACAACACUACACCUACAACACUACACCUACAACACUACACCUACAGCACUACACCUACAGCACUACACCUACAGCACUACACCUACAGCACUACACCUACAACACUACACCUACAACACUACACCGAAAAAACUACACCACAACACUACACCUACAACAUUACACCAACAGCACUACACCUACAACACUACACCUACAACACUACACCAACAACACUACACCUACAACACUACACCAACAACACUACACCAACAACACUACACCUACAACACUACACAACAACACUACACCAACAACACUACAUCUACAACACUACACAACAACACUACACCUACAACACUACACCUACAGCACUACACCUACAGCACUACACCUACAACACUACACCUACAACACUACACCUACAAUACACCUACACACUACAACACUACACCAACAACACAACACCAACACACACACAUCUACAACACUACACCUACAACACUACACCUACAGCACUACACCUACAACACUACACCAACAACACUACACCUACAACACUACACCUACAACACUACACCUACAGCACUACACCUACAACACUACACCUACAACACUACACCAACAACACUACACCUACAACACUACACCAACAACACUACACCUACAACACUACACCAACAACACUACACCAACAACACUACACCUACAACACUACACCAACAACACUACACCAACAACACUACACUACAACACUACACCAACAACACUACACCUACAACACUACACCUACAACACUACACCUACAGCACUACCUACAGCACUACACUACAACACUACACCUACAACACUACACCUACAACACUACACCUACAACACUACACCAACAACACUACACCAACAACACUACAUCUACAACACUACACCUACAACACUACACCUACAGCACUACACCUACAACACUACACCAACAACACUACACCUACAACACUACACCUACAACACUACACCUACAGCACUACACCUACAACACUACACCUACAACACUACACCAACAACACUACAUCUACAACACUACACCUACAACACUACACCUACAACAUUACACCAACAGCACUACACCUACAACACUACACCUACAACACUACACCUACAACACUACACCAACAACACUACACCAACAACACUACAUCUACAACACUACACCAACAACACUACACCUACAACAUUACACCAACAGCACUACACCAACAACACUACACCAACAACACUACACCUACAACACUACACCAACAACACUACACCAACAACACUACACCUACAGCACUACACCAACAACACUACACCAACAACACUACACCAACAACACUACACCUACAACACUACACCUACAACACUACACCAAGAACAUUACACCAACAGCACUACACCAACAACACUACACCAACAACACUACACCUGCAACACUACACCUACAACACUACACCAAGAACACUACACCAACAGCACUACACCAACAACACUACACCAACAACACUACACCUACAGCACUACACCAACAACACUACACCUACAACACUACACCAACAACACUACACCAACAACAUUACACUUACAGCACUACACCUACAACACUACACCAACAACAUUACACCUACAACACUAUACCAACAACACUACACCAACAACACUAUACCAACAACACUACACCUACAACACUACACCAACAGCACUACACCUACAACACUACACCAACAACACUAUACCAACAACACUACACCUACAACACUACACCAACAGCACUACACCUACAACACUAUACCAACAACAUUACACCUACAACACUAUACCAACAACACUACAUCUACAACACUAUACCAACAACACUACACCUACAACACUACACCAACAACACUACACCUACAAAACUACACCCACAACACUACACCUACAGCACUACACCUACAACACUACACCAACAACACUACACCAACAACACUACACCAACAACACUACACCUUCAGCACUACACCAACAACACUACACCUACAGCACUACACCAACAGCACUACACCAACAACACUACACCUACAACACUACACCUACAACACUACACCUACAACACUACACCAACAACACUACACCAACAACACUACACCUACAACACUACACCUACAACACUACACCAAGAACACUACACCAACAGCACUACACCAACAGCACUACACCAACAACACUACAUCUACAACACUACACCAACAACACUACACCUCAGUCCCAUCUCAGUCUCAUCUCAGUCUCAUCUCAGUCUCAUCUCAGUCUCAUCUCAGUCCCAUCUCAGUCUCAUCUCAGUCUCAUCUCAGUCUCACCUCAAAUGGAAGACCUCCCUCUACACUGACCCCUCCCUCUACACUGGCUCCUCCCCCUCUGCACUGACUCCUCCCUCUACACUGACCCCUCCCUCUACACUGGCUCCUCCCCCUCUACACUGA
Messenger RNA from Knipowitschia caucasica, 3096 nucleotides. The record is from the annotation of a GenBank genome assembly. NCBI's taxonomy places the organism in Eukaryota, Metazoa, Chordata, Actinopteri, Gobiiformes, Gobiidae.